Diaporthe amygdali is the source of this 1374-nucleotide messenger RNA. RefSeq lists its product as uncharacterized. The transcript has a single exon. NCBI's taxonomy places the organism in Eukaryota, Fungi, Ascomycota, Sordariomycetes, Diaporthales, Diaporthaceae. The coding region runs from base 1 to 1374 and encodes 457 amino acids. The record is from RefSeq and is a predicted model, not a curated record.
AUGUCUAAGAGAACAGUAUUCACGACAAUCAGUCCGCUGCCUACGGGCAUACCGCGCGAGAUUGUCGUCAACUUCCUGCACAACCACCUGGAGAUGAUCGACUUGAAUCCCCUGGUGAAGGAGAGACAUCCCAUCAAGCCGCCUGCAGACGCCCCUGCGGAUGAGAUCAAGUGCAUCUGGUAUUCGCUAACGGACCGCAUCACAUAUCUGCCCGGGGGCCUGGCAAGCGGAGACAUCUCAUACACAUGCGCAUUCCACGAUCUUCCAAACGGGAUCCAAACGCAUUGUCGCGCACCACUGAAUGUCGACAUCCGGGAUAAAUGGACACUGUGCGGGACGUUGCCCGGUGAGCCUGCCGGGCCCGUGGAGCUGGGCAUCGGCGCGCCGGCCACGGGCUUGUACAUCCGGGAAGAUGUCGAUCUCCGAUGCAACAUUCUCAUGACCGGCUUUGUCAAAAAGAACCUGAAGAAAUCCCACGCUACGCUGGUGGACCAUCUUGUCGAGAAGGCUCGACAAGUCAUGUCGGGGGACAAGGAUAGCAUCUACACUGGCAAGUCGCCCUCGAGCGCCGCGGAAGAGAAACCGGUCUUGUUCCCAACCUCGCAGGCAACACAAAAUCAACCGCCUCGUUACGACGUCCGGGAAAACACUUCAGAAACGAGAAGAAGCCCGCCACCGCAACUCGGGAGCCCGUUUGUGUCUGGAUAUCAACCAGGUCGUCCACCCUCUAUGCGAUAUCCCAGCUCAAACGAGGGCGACAAGGGUCGCAAUGCAACACUCAUUGCACAUCACAGACCGCACUCACAAUUCACAAACCCUCCCAGCCGGCUCGAGCAACACUAUCCAGCAGCAGCCCGGCACCCACCGACACUCGCACACCUUUCCACGCGGCCCCACCCACCGCAGCACUACUCCCUUCCCCCGCCAGCGCACCACGACCACACACUAUACCCACAGCCCCUCCGCGUGCGCAACCUCUCCGUCGGCUCCGCCCAGGUGACGCAGCCCAUACCAGGCACCGCCCGCCCGGCGGCCUGCCACCGCAGCUCGGGCUCCACCUCCUCCUCCUCCGCAGCGACCACCAGCCGGCCCUCCGCCUCGGAGCCAAGGACCAGCAGCGACCACCCGGAGUACCCGUCCCUGAACCCGUACUCGGACGCGGGCAGCAGCGGCGCCAGCUCCUCCCCGGACGAGCCGCGGCCGCCGCGGACGCCGCCGUACUUCGCCGAGCUGGCCGGGUCGGGCCCCGAUCUGGGCAAAAAGGCCGGCGCCGACGGCGCGUGGAGCCCUGAGCACCCCGUGGUGCUGAGGCCCGGGGGCCGCGCUGGAAUGGGCGCGCGCCUGGAUUCUCCUUUUGUCGCGGAGCUGGAAUGA